Trachymyrmex cornetzi is the source of this 674-nucleotide messenger RNA. RefSeq lists its product as uncharacterized. NCBI's taxonomy places the organism in Eukaryota, Metazoa, Arthropoda, Insecta, Hymenoptera, Formicidae. The record is from RefSeq and is a predicted model, not a curated record. Bases 11 to 466 code for a protein of 151 amino acids. The transcript has 2 exons.
GGACGUGCCAAUGCAGGUAUUUGAAGCAAUAGAACCCAUUUACGAAGAAUUAAGCCGUGAUGAACUUUUAAUUCGAUGUUUGGGCGGAUUUACGCAAAAUUCAAACGAAAGUUUUAAUUCCAUCGUGUGGUCAAUGGCGCCAAAGACCAUUUCUAGUGGAAAAACUGUGCUUGAUACAGCAGUAUAUCUCGCCACUUUAUCUUUCAACGACGGUUUCUCUGCAAUAAUGAAAGUAAUGGAACAAUUAGACAUUGUCAUUGGCUUAAAUUGCUACAACUUCUGCUGCGAAGCCGACGCCGAACGCGUUAAACAAUCAGAACGCUCCCUGACAGAAGAGGCUAAAGAGGCUCGCAGAGAAUUAACUUCUACUAGGAAGGAUGAAGACGAAGACAAUCUUCAUUUGGAAAGCCAGUUGUAUGGACAGUUGUAUAAUCGCAGAUUAGAGGUGCAAAAUUGCGAUCUGUAGCGCCCGAUGCGAUCAGCGGAAAGUCAAAUGCUUUACUGCAAGAGCUGAUACGCCGCCAUUUUGUUUUUAAAAAAUCUGAAAAAAAUUUUUUUACGUAGUUAAAGAUAUGUACUUUCAUAUGCACCAAGCCGCUUUUUAAUAAAUCUUUUCAUUCUUUCAUAAUAAAUUCCGAAAAAUGACCCUACUUUUUCGGCACACAAGGUGUCAU